Eptesicus fuscus (big brown bat) is the source of this 1129-nucleotide messenger RNA. It is a transcript of the gene CMTM7, whose product is annotated as CKLF like MARVEL transmembrane domain containing 7. Lineage: Eukaryota; Metazoa; Chordata; Mammalia; Chiroptera; Vespertilionidae. Bases 71 to 598 code for a protein of 175 amino acids. Gene Ontology annotation, cellular component: membrane. The record is from RefSeq and is a predicted model, not a curated record. The transcript is spliced from 5 exons.
GGCCCCGGCCCGCGUUAUCUGGCCCCGCGGCCGCGGCCCGGGGAGGCGGCCGGCGGGCAGGGGCCGCGCGAUGUCGCACGGAGCCGGGCUUGUCCGCACCACGUGCAGCAGCGGCGGCGCGGCGGGACCCAGGGCCGGCGCGGGGCCGCCGGGCAUGAGCGCCUCGGAGGGGCUGGUGGACCCGGUGUACCCCCGCACCCACGGGGCCCUGCUGAAAGUGGCGCAGAUGGUCAGCCUGCUGAUCGCCUUCAUCUGCGUGAGGAGCUCCCCGUGGAUCAGCCAGAGCGCCUACCGGUACUUCGAAGUGGUCACCAUGUGCAACCUGAUCAUGAUCCUCGCCUUCUACCUGGUCCACCUCUUCCGCCUCUACCGCGUGCUCACCUGCAUCAGCUGGCCCCUGUCGGAACUCCUGCACUAUUUAAUCGGCACCCUGCUCCUCCUCAUCGCCUCCAUCGUGGCCGCCUCCAAGAGCUACAGCCAGAGCGAGCUGGUGGCCGCCUCGAUCUUCGGCUUCGUGGCCACCUUCCUCUGCCUGGCGAGCGUGUGGCUGUCCUACAAGAUCUCUUGUGUGACCCAGUCCACAGAUGCAGCCGUCUGAGGGACCUCCACCUCCGAACCUGUGUUCCUGUGCCAAAGCCCCGCCCAGCUGGUGGGCACGGGAGGGCCUUCUCCUCCCUCCUGGGCUCCCGAGCUGCCCCGGGCCUCUCCCCCCGGUCUUCCUCCGAGAGGAUCCUCCUCGUCCGGGAAAGAAAAGCAUCCUCCAGGGAGAUGUGGCCUCUGCCUCCUGCUUUUCAGACCGAGACUGGUGACCGCACCUCACGUGACGGAGAGGUUCCUGGAGAGGUUCCCGCACAAACCCCACUCCUCGCGGGAGUGACGCUGCCUUAAGUCUCCCCGGAAAGACCAAGCCCUCUCCUAAUUUAUCGAGCUUGGGCCUCUGCUCUCUCUGCACGUGGAAGACGAGAUCUCAGUCUCCUUUCCCGGCUCUGCCUUCGUGAGCAGUGUGCGUGUGCGUGUGUGUGCGUGUGCGUGUGUGUGUGCGCGUGUGUGUGCGCGCGCGUGUGUGGUUUUUUUUGGUUUUUUAAAUAAAAUAUUGACUUGGCCAAUGGCAGAAGGAUUUCUUAUUACA